GUCCCCGGCGUCCCCACUGACUAACAGCCUGGCGCUUUUCCAGAUUUCAUCAGUGGACGUUCCGACGUGCAAAGUCUCUAGAGAUGGAGUUUUGGAUCAAAGCAACUUUACUUAUUUGCUCGUAUGGCUUCUUCAAGGAAAUGAAGCCCUCAGAACCUUUCCUGACGCCCUAUUUGAAAGCGCCACCUAAGAAUCUAACAGAAGAACAACUGGACAACGAAAUCUACCCUGUAUGGACGUAUUCCUAUCUUGUGACCCUGUUCGUGGUGUUCUUAGUCACAGACCUCCUGAGAUACAAGCCGGUAAUAAUAACUGAGGGUCUAGCUUACUUGACGACAAGAAUACUUCUGAUUUGGGCGAGUGGGGUUUUAGCAAUGCAGUUCAUGCAAUUCGCCUAUGGAGUGGCGACUGGCGCCGAAGUAGCGUACUAUUCUUACAUUUAUGCAGUUGUUGACAAGGAUCGCUACCAGAUAGUGACGAGCUAUACGAGGGCUGCAGUCCUUUUAGGAAGAAUGUUAUCUGGAGUGACCGGACAGCUUCUAAUAUCGCUCAAAGUGACUGACUACCUUGCUUUAAAUUACAUCUCUCUUGGAAGUGUAUCAAUCUCCUGUAUUCUCACCCUUCUACUACCCAAGGCUUCUGGGAACGUUUUUGUAACCAGGACAGAGACUGAACCAACUGUUGAACAACAACAAAAUGGCUGCUUCUCCUCUUGGAAAACAACAAUGUACACCAUGUUUCAGGAUUUUAAACUGUGUUAUUCUGACAAACAGCUUCUGCGUUGGUCUCUUUGGUGGGCCUUUGCAACAUGUGGGGAAUUUCAAGUUGAAAAUUUUGUCCAGAAUUUAUGGGACGUCAUCUACCCCUCACACAAGCACAAAAUCUACAAUGGUGCUGUCACUGCAAUCUCACACCUAACAGGGUCUUUGGUGGCCAUUUCACUGGCAUAUGUGAAGAUCAACUGGUCGUUGUUUGGAGAGUUGUGCCUUGGAUUAGUGUCAGUUGCAGAUGCAUUCUUUUUGUUCUUUAGCGCACAGACCAGCAGUAUCUGGAUAGCAUAUCUUAUGUACAUCCUAUUGCGUACAGCAUAUACCUUUCUCAUAACAAUAGCAAGCCUGCAGAUUGCCAAACAUGUGGAGAUGACCAGAUUUGCCCUGGUGUUUGGAAUAAAUAUGUUUGCUGCGUUGCUACUACAAACAAUCCUGACAAGCAUUGUAGUGGAUAAACGGGGGUUAAACCUUCAAGUUCAAACACAGUUUGUUGUUUAUGGAAGCUACUUUUUUCUCAUUGGAGCCGUGUUCUUGGCAAGAGCUGUGUUUCAUAUGACUAGAGUGGGAUGGCAGCGAUCCUGGCAACUGCGGUACAUUGAAAUUGAAGACCAAUCUCUGGCAGUUCUGACAAAAAUGAAUGAAGGACAUCCUACUGAACCUGAUGGUGAACCUGUUGGAGUAAACAAUGAUGGUUUAACAGAUGAGGUGAUGGAGAAUAAUCAGAAUUAAAUUUCAGAUACCAAAAAAUUGUUUGGUAUUUAGAUGGUGUUGAGACAAGCCAGGUGCUGCACAGCACUUUGUUAUGAAUGAGAAACAUCUACCAUGAUAUAAUUUCCUUGUCAACCUUGCUUUCCUUCAAUCAGCAUUGUAAUUAAGGAGUAAGAAUAUGCAAUUUUGCAAUAACAACUUAAUUUCAGUGUAUCACAAUAUUGUGAGCUUGGGGAUUUACUGUACAUGUGAUGUAUAGAAAAGAACUGUUUUAUGCAAGGAUAGCAGAGAAAACCAAAGUACACUUAGAAUGUGGUUAGUUCUCAUUUGAGUGUUAAAUAAUUAUACCCUCAAUUGUUUGAUUUCAUCAUUUUACUUGAUCGAUUUUAAGCAGGCCUUAAAUUAAACAGCAAGCUCCUCCCAAGUUUUAAGAAGACCAUAACAUCUCUAGUUUAGAAAAAUUAUUAGUAAUUCAUAGGGAAAUUAGAAAAACUUUCAAGGUCUAUUGAUCCCUGAACAGUAGUACCUGAGAUUUGUAGAGUUCUAGGUUUGUACUCCUUUUAAGUUAAACUGGUUGUAGGCAUAGUUCAAAGGACUCCACAACACAAUUCAGGUAAAGUUCUCCAGGUUGUAUUGAACACAAGAAGAUACAAGAGCAAAACCAUGACAACUUACUGCUAGUAACCUAGCCUCCAAAGAAUUACUAUGAAUUAUCAAAACCUAGAUUACUGAAUAAUGCAAUUCAAGAGUUUUCAUUGACCUAGCCAUCAUGGGUUCUCAGCCAUUCAGUACCAUGCUCUACAAAUUAUAUGGUAAGCGUACGCGUAAUUUCUUGGGGCAUUUUUAUUUUUAUUUUAGUUUAGUUUGUUUUAUUUUGCGGGCGUUUUUAAUAAAAACAAUUAUUCCACUUGUGCUUGUUGGAUUUGAGAUGAUUAUACCCAACUCACUGCUAUGUGCCUCUUGGGCUAUCUACUGUACCAUCUCAUAUCCAAUGUUACGAGUAUCGUUGAAGAGCAGGGUUGUUCCCAGACAGAACUCAGGGUCGCUAGU
Molecule: messenger RNA, 2528 nt
Organism: Orbicella faveolata
Lineage: Eukaryota; Metazoa; Cnidaria; Anthozoa; Scleractinia; Merulinidae
Product: thiamine transporter 1-like
Biological process (GO): transmembrane transport; vitamin transport
Cellular component (GO): plasma membrane
Molecular function (GO): vitamin transmembrane transporter activity
Source: RefSeq, a predicted model, not a curated record